Messenger RNA from Ilex paraguariensis (yerba mate), 2539 nucleotides. NCBI's taxonomy places the organism in Eukaryota, Viridiplantae, Streptophyta, Magnoliopsida, Aquifoliales, Aquifoliaceae. The record is from the annotation of a GenBank genome assembly.
GCCAUAUUGUUUAUAAUUAUAAUGUUGAUUAGGUGUAUGCAUUUAAAUAUCUCAAUUCUGAUUGUGGAGUAUAUAUAUAUAUAUAGGUUCUGUUCUUGUUAGUGUUCCGUAUAUUUCCUGACUGAUUACAUAGAAAUAGCAGGUGGAGAUUAGGUCUUGGGUUUUGUUCUGAUUAUUUGAAGGUGAUUUGUAGGAGAAAUGGGUUGGCUCUGAUCCCGGGAGGUAAUCCGAAAGGCACUCUUGAUUUUCUGGGGGCCAUUUUUGAUUUCUUAGGAUUGGUUAAUGGUUGAAAAAGGAGGUUUGGGGUUGGGUUUCACUGGUUGUUCUAGUCACUUAGUUGAUGAAUUUUUGGAGCAUAGAAGAAUUUUAGGGUGAAGAUGCUGAUUGGUGUUGAAAGAAUUCUGUCAAAGUCUUGAUCUUUGGAUAAAUACCCAUUUCAGCUGCACUUCUCCUUAGAUCCUUCAAUUUUAGCUCAUUCAAUGACCAGUUUGGACUUCACUGGUCAUUGAACCCUUGACUUUGAUUUGAGAUCACUCCAAUUGCAUACUGAAAGGGAAAUUUUGGGUAGGAUAGGAGUGGGUUUAAGUUCAAAGCAGAGGUUUCAAACUUAUGAUUGUUAGGAGGAGAAGGGAGUGAAGGAAGAGACAUUCAGCAAUAACUAGGCCAUGUAGUCUAGGAAAUUUGAUAUAUGACGAAUCAGUGAUAACCAGUCGCAUGGAAAUCACUGGGCUUGAGCCAAUAGCUGAGUCCGCAAGCUUGUUGUCAGACCUCCCUAAAACCAAGCUGCCUUUACUAUCUAUUGCUAGUGAAAGUAAAAAUAACAGCUGUCAUGAUCCCCACACCGAAGCAAGUAGAGUGACAGUGCCUAAAUAUGAUGAAAUCAAGAAAGAAGAAUCCAACUUGUUGAAGAUGGUGACCGAAAACAGUUGUUUGAUUUCGAGUGAUACAAUCAAUCAGGAAGGGGCAGAAGAUGUUUUGAUAUCUUUGGGUGGUGGUCCAUCAGUACAGAAUGUUUGUUCAGAACCUGUGGCAAGUGAUGUUAGCAGCAUCCGUGGUGAGGAAUAUAUGGCUUUAGAGACUAAUUCUGAGGCGUAUUCAUCACAUACCAUGGAUAUUGAUCAGAAUAUAGGUAUUCUUCAAACCAUUGAUAAGUUCUGUUCAUGGGAAUCAAAAAUUGAGUCAGACAUCAUACAAAAUCUUAUUGUCAUGGUAGUCAAUAAUGAUACUAUGGCUAUCGAAGAAUCUAAGCAAAAAUUGUCUCUCUCACAUCCCAAGGUGUCACAGCAAAAUAAUGUAAGAGAGCAAAAUUUGUUCGGGUUGGAUUCUAUACCUCUUUGGGGUUUUACAUCCAUCUGUGGUAGGCGGUCAGAGAUGGAAGAUGCUGUUGUAGCUCUACCAUGGUUCUUGAGAUUUCCUAAUCAAAUGUUAAUGGAUGACCUGAUUCCAGAUUCAACGAGUCAAAAUUUAAUAGCUCAUUUUUUUGGAGUUUACGAUGGACAUGGAGGCUCUCAGGUUGCCGAUUAUUGCUGUGACCGUGUUCAUUUAGUUUUAGCUGAGGAGAUUGAACUUGCAAUAGAGGAAUUGCAGAAUGGAAGUGUUAGAUAUAACUGGAAGGAGCAUUGGGAGAAAGCUUUCAAUAAUUGUUUUCAUAAAGUAGACGAUGAGGUUGGAGGAGUCCAAAGAGGCAAUGGAGGCCUUGCAGAUGCCUUUGCGCCCAGUCUUAAACCUGUUGCUUCCGGCGCUGUUGGGUCUACAGCUGUGGUUGCUGUUGUUUUUCCAAGCCACAUCAUUGUUGCUAAUUGUGGUGAUUCAAGGGCAGUCCUUUGUCGUGGAAAAUUGCCGAUGCCUUUGUCUAAUGACCAUAAUCCAGACAGAGAAGAUGAACUUGCAAGGAUAGAAGCUGCAGGAGGCAAGAUCAUUAAUUGGGACGGAUUCCGUGUUUCAGGUGUACUUGCAAUGUCAAGGUCCAUUGGUGAUAGAUACUUGAGACCAUAUGUUAUUCCAGAUCCAGAAAUAAUAUUUGUUCCCCGAACAAAAGAAGACGAGUGUCUUAUUCUAGCCAGCGACGGUCUAUGGGAUGUUGUAAAAAACGAGGAGGCUUGUGAUAUGGCACGGAGGCGAAUCCUCCUCUGGCACAAAAAGAAUGGGGAUACCAUGUCGAAAGAACGAGGUGAGGGAGCUGACCCUGCUGCUCAAGAUGCAGCAGAGUACCUGUCGAGACUUGCUCUCCAAAGGGGAAGCAGAGACAAUAUCUCUGUGAUUGUAGUGGACCUAAAAGCUCAAAGGAAAUUUAAGAAGAAAAGUUAAACUCAUUGAUUUCUCUCCUCCAUUUGUUCUUGUUGGAGAUAGCCGUGUAAAAAAUAGAUUUGAAACGCAGGAGUAUUGAUUAUAAGUUGUCACCCAACUCCCUACUUUUCACAAUGUAAAUAUGGGUCUUAUUGUGGUAUGAGUCGCUGGGUCUAGUACUGGGUUUUCAUUACUUGCUGCAUUCUGGUCUGAGUGAGAUUCUACCAGCCAAUUUUGCUCCCCCCUGCAUUAC